UUCAGUUCCUAUUGAAUUCUCAGCCUGGAAAGACGAACAUCAUUCAAUUCCCCCUAAGCAAACAAACAUUAAAUGUUAUCGCCACAUUUACUGAUUCUCUACCUAAUCGCAGGGUUAGGCCUGUUUUCCUUGGCAGAUGGUGAUCCAAUGAUAGAGGUCUUCAGAUGGAAGCAGAUGGACUUCUACAAUCGUGGGGACGGGCACUUGGGCUUGAGCGGCAGGCCAGAUAGGCCAAGCGUUUCAGGUCCGGUUGUCUUCCCUGGGAAAUAUUCGCGUCGAAAACGUCAAGUUAUGACCUCCCGUGAUACCCCAGUUGUUAUAAAUAACCGAGUCAACACUGAUGACCCCAAUGCCCCUUACAUUCCGUACAACAAUGUGCCCAUGGGAGUCACUCACUUCCGGGGACGCCUCUUUGUCACGAUGCCCCGUCGACGGGUGGGCAUCCCAUCCACCUUGAAUUACAUCGAUCUGGCCAAGGACGGCUCAAAUCCCAGUCCCAAGUUGAGCGCUUAUCCAAACUUUGCUCUAAAUCAGUUCAAUGCGAGUGCGAAAAACCUGGUAUCAGUCUAUAGAACCUCAGUGGACGCAUGCCAACGCCUCUGGUUCAUCGACACUGGUAUGCUGGAGUAUCCAAAUAAUCGUCAACAAAUCCGCCGUCCCAGCAUUUGGAUAGUUGACUUGGCCACGGACGAAGUGCUGAAACGUUUCGACAUCCCGGAGAGUAUUGCAGAGACGGGUCGCGGCCUGGCCAGCAUUACCAUCGAUGUCAAGGCGGAUCAGUGCGGCGAUGCCUACGCCUAUAUCCCGGAUCUGGUGUACCGUCGAUUGUAUGUGUAUCAUCUGAGAAAUGAUCGAAUGUGGUCCUUCGAGCACAACUACUUCAACUUUGAUCCGCUUUCCGGGGAUCUAAGCAUUGGAGGGCAGACCUUCCGCUGGGAUGAUGGUAUCUUCUCGGUUACUUUGGGUGCCCAUAAGCCAGAUGGUAGCCGUGAUGUCUACUUCCAUCCCAUGGCCAGUACAAAUGAAUUUGUGGUUUCCAACCGAGUUCUGCAGCAGGAGUCCAAUGCAGCACGAGACGAUCAGGGUAACGAUUUUCGCGUACUGGGAAACCGAGGACCAUCCACGCAGUGUACGAUGCAUUCUUACGAUCCCGGGACCGGAGUGAUCUUCUUCGCUGAGAUCCAGAAAAAUGGAGUGGGAUGUUGGAGGACAACAAGGCCAGUCUCAGCGGAGAACUAUGGCAGUGUUUAUUCCAAUGCUAUGGACAUGAUUUACCCCAGCGACUUGUCGAUUGAUGAGGAGGGAACCAUUUGGAUGAUGUCCAACUCCAUGCCCAUCUUUAUUUACUCCAACUUGGACACGAAUAUAUACAAUUUUAGGAUUUGGAAGCAAAAGGCUUCGAGGGCCAAGAGAGGAACUGUUUGUGAGUGAUUCGUGUGGGAGUCU
Drosophila eugracilis is the source of this 1446-nucleotide messenger RNA. RefSeq names its product L-dopachrome tautomerase yellow-f2. The record is from RefSeq and is a predicted model, not a curated record. NCBI's taxonomy places the organism in Eukaryota, Metazoa, Arthropoda, Insecta, Diptera, Drosophilidae. Gene Ontology annotation, cellular component: extracellular region.